This is a messenger RNA of Daldinia vernicosa, 2763 nucleotides long. RefSeq lists its product as uncharacterized. Gene Ontology annotation, molecular function: N-acetylglucosamine-6-phosphate deacetylase activity. Bases 1 to 2763 code for a protein of 920 amino acids. The transcript has 5 exons. The record is from RefSeq and is a predicted model, not a curated record. Gene Ontology annotation, biological process: N-acetylglucosamine catabolic process. NCBI's taxonomy places the organism in Eukaryota, Fungi, Ascomycota, Sordariomycetes, Xylariales, Hypoxylaceae.
AUGGAAAAGAAGAGAUGGCAAGGACGGCCUCGUCGCCGGGACCGGCAUCAUAACGAAGGGAUAGCUUUUCUUGGCAUCAAGAGCAACGUUAUUUUGACUAUUAUUCUUACUGCUAUUACUGCGUACUUUCUCUCAGCCCAGUGGCAUGCCUAUCGACAUCCAGAGCAUCCCAGCAUCACGUAUCAAAUUAGCCCUGCAGACCUAAAAUACGGCCUUUCACAAUGCACUCUAAACAAGCAACGUCCCGUCGUAGACAGGAAUCUAGCGUCUUCUCGUCUAGAAACUCAACCCGUGGGUACUCGUAUUAUUCUACAUAACACAACACUUAUCGAUGGCGAUGGCACUGUUACUCAAGACUGCAUUAUCGAAAUGCAAGGUGGGAUAUUUACAAAGGUCUCAAAAGCUGAACUGGGUUUUCUGGAACCAGCUUCUCCCAACGAUAGAGUUAUUGACUUACACGGUCGAAUUGUAACGCCAGGACUUAUAGAGAUGCACUCACAUGCCGGCGUCCGGGAGACGCCCCAACUAUGGGCCACCGAAGACGUUACUGAGACCUCAUCUCCGGUAACACCUUGGGCCCGUGCAGUUGACGCCUUGAAGCCUCAUGACCAGGCCAUACCAGUUAUUGCUAGUGGUGGUGUGACAACCUCUCUAGUACUAACGGGAGCGAAAAACUUGAUCUCAGGGGAAGGCGUUCUCAUCAAGAUGAAGCGAGCGAACUCGGUUAGCGAACUUCUCAUUAAUACGACGGAAAGUGGCGGCAAGCCGCAGAGAUAUCUCAAGAUGGCUAUGGGCGAAAACCAAAAGAGGCAGUUUCAAAACGUGCCUGGAGGGCCGUCGACGAGGUUAGGAGAAUCGUACUGGUUCCGGAAGGCCUAUGAUAACGCACGGCGGGUGAAGCAAGAACAAGAUCGGUGGUGUGAGGCUGCCUCGACGGCGAAGGGGCUGGCAUCGAUAACGCAUGAAUACCCUCGCUCGCUUGAAUGGCAGACACUAGUCGACGUCUUACGUGGGGAUGUACGUGUAAACGUGCAUGGCUACGAGACCGAAGACAUGCUAGCUAUGUUUGAUCACGCCGAUGAGUUCGGGUUCAACAUUACGGCGUUGCACCACGCGCUCCAUACAAAUUUAAUCAUGGACCAACUUAAAGAUAGGGGUAUAGCUAUUGCCGGCUUCUCGGAUUCUUGGGGCGACAAAAAGGAGAUCUAUAAUAUUAGUUCUCGCUUCCCAGCAAUGAUAGCUGAACAUGGCAUCCCUCUUGCUCUCACUCGGGACCACCCGGCGGAACAUGGCCAAUGGCUACUGUAUGAAGCCCAGAUCGCGCAUCACUUUGGCCUCAGUGCGGAGAGUGCUAUUUCAUCCGUCAUCUCAGUGCCAGCUCGCCUUCUAGGUCUAGACAACAGGCUCGGAUUUGUCAGGCCCGGCUACGAUGGCGAUUUAGUAGUAUGGAACCGCCAUCCCUUACAGGUCGGUGCUACACCCCUCGAAGUGUACAUCGGUGGGAAUAGUGUAGUCCGGGCCUCAGACAGCUUGUGGAAAGCUUCGGAAUCUAAACCAGAUUUAAAAGAAGCUCCUAUAUCGCGACCCAGUGAUACACCCGAGACCGCAUGUAUACCGGGCCAAUCUGACAUUAUCAUCCGCGGCUCAAGAACAAGCUUUAUUAGUGACGAUGGGUUGCGGAAUGAGCGUCCCGAGACAGGGAAUCUGACAAUCGUUGUACGCGCCGGCCGCGUCGUUUGUGUAGGCGAAGGCAAAUGCGAUACCGCAGCAAGACAGGCGAUGGAAGAUCAAGUUCCCCUGGUAGAUGUGCGGGAUGGACACAUACUUCCCGGCCUUACGGUUGUCACGCGGCAGCACGGCCUAACUGAAAUGCGUCAAGAACCAUCUACAUCAGACGGUUCUUCAACAGGCGAGGAAUACGAAAGGCCUCUCUCAAGCCGGUUCGGUAUCAAAUUUGAUGGCAUACAUCUUGAGAGAUCUCACCGGAGCGGCGUAACUCGAAUUGUAACGCCGCCAUUGACGAAUGGCUUCUUCCAUGGGAUUAGCACUUUAUUCCGAUCGGGGGCCAAAAGUGUCCUUGACGACGGCGCUAUCGUCGAGCCCAACGCUGCUCUACAUUUCACGAUUGGACACGAGGCCAAAUCAUUUCGAACACCUUCUAUAACUUCUCAAAUAAGUAAGCUACGAGACCUCCUUACGGUGGACAAACAUCUCCACCCUAUUUACGAUAGCGCGGCGAAAGGCAAUAUUGCCGUGGUUAUCCACACGAAUAACAAAGAUGUCAUUGCGCACAUGGUAGCUCUGAAAAAGGAGACGGGUGCUCAUAUCGUCAUAAUGGGAGGAUCGGAAUCACAUCUCCUAGCUGCCGAGCUUGCAGAAGCCGACGUGCCGGUUAUUGUCGCGCCAUUUUGGGGGUGUGAGCCUCUCUUCUGGGAUGCUCGCAACUGCUUACCAGGCCCUCCCCUAACAGACCGCUUAGGACCGCAGGUAUUAAUAGAUGCAGGCGUCAAGGUCGGUAUCUCUAACUGGGACGACACGAAUAAUCAUAUUCGCAAUAGCAUCUGGGAAGCUAGUUGGGUUGCAGGCCCGGGAAAUGGGAGUUUGGCGCUGGACCUUGUGUCUAAGAAUAUCGAGGAUAUUCUGAGGCUUCCGCGCAGUAGGGAUUUUGUCGUAUAUGAAGGUGACCCGUUUGAGUUUGGGGCGCGUGUCGCCUUGAUCUUUGAAGAGGGAAAAGUGCAGAGGUGUUAUCCAGAUGUCGACUAG